GUGGCGUGUGCGGGCCCAACGUGGUAGCCAUGGCGACGGUGCAAAGCACCGCUACCCCCUGUCCUGGCGCAGACCUGCUGAAACGGGCUGACGUGGAGAAGCUGUCGCGGCUGGCAUGGACUGACGAAGAGGAGCCCGAGGACGCGGUGGCGGCGCGGUCUGCGGCAAGCUCGGGCACUGCUGACGGUCUGGUGUUUGCCGGCCACCAGGCGCUGCCCGACUCCCCGGAGGUGCGGCAGCUGCUGCAGCGCGCCGCCAACAUCAGGAGGCGAGCCAGGCAGCUGGUCGCCCACAUCUCCAGCCUGUGGCCUGCCCCUCUGCCCCUGGCUGGGUCGCUGCUGGGGGCGCUCAACUUGAGCUCCGUGCCCGCCGCCGACUGCCAGUACGACCGCCGGCCCAGCUGCAGGCGCAGCCUCCGCUACCGCACGCUGGACGGCACCUGCAACAACCCGCUCAACCCCGUGUGGGGCGCCGCCAACACCCCCUACACGCGACUCCUGCCGCCUGUCUACAGCGACGGGGUGCACGCGCCGCGCCGGUCCGCGCGCGGCGGCCCGCUGCCCACGGCGCGGCUGCUGAGCGCGCAGCUGUUCCGCGAGCGGCCGGGCCCGGCGUCCAGGGACGAGGUGCUGACGCUGGCGCACAUGCAGUGGGGGCAGCUGCUCGCCCACGACACGGCCUUCUCCGCCAUCCCCACCGCCGACGAGCAGGGCCGGCCCAUCAGCUGCUGCUCGGAGACGGGCCAGCUGCUGGAGGAGCCGCCCGACACGUGCAUCGCCAUCCAGAUCCCGCGGGACGACGCCUUCUACUCGCAGUACGGCCGCCGCUGCAUGACCCUCGUCAGGACGCUCACCGCCGCCGACUGCACGCUGGCGCCAUCCGACCAGCGGCUGCGCCAGCGUCGCGGCGGCCUGCUGACGUCACAGCGAGACGGGCGCGGCCGCGAGUUCCCGCCGCCGAGCGCGCGCCCCGACCAGGAGUGCUUCCUGCAGGCGCAGAACGACACCUGCUACACCUCCUCGGACCUGCGGCUGAACCAGAACGUGCAGCUGGCGUCGCUGCACACGGUGCUGAUCCGCGAGCACAACCGCCUGGCCAGGGGGCUGGCUGAGCUGAACCCGCGCUGGGACGACGAGAGACUCUUCCAGGAGGCCCGCCGCAUACUCAUCGCCCAGUACCAGCACAUCUCGUACGCCCACUACCUGCCGCCCAUACUGGGAGAGCGCGCGAUGCGGCAGCUGGGCCUCCGCCCCCAGCGCCAGGGCUACACGUACGACUACGACGUGUCGCUGCACCCCGCCACCAUCAACGGCUUCAACGCCGCCGCCUUCCGCGCCUUCCACAGCAUGAUCGAGGGCAACCUCACGCUGGUGGACGGAGCGCGGUGCCCGGUCCGUCACUACCGGUACAGCGACGGCUACUUCCGGCCGGCGGCGGUGCAGCGCGAGGACAACCUGGACCUGCUGCUCAACGGCAUGGCCCACCAGCCGGCGCAGAAGCUCGACGACUCCUUCACCACCGAGGUGACGCAGCAGCUGUUCCGCGCCGAGGACGCUGCGUUCGGCAUGGACGGCGAGAGCCUGGACAUCACGCGCGGCCGCGACCACGGGCUGCCGCCGUACCCCGCCUUCCGCGAGCUGUGCGGCCUGCCACCCGCCAACACCUGGAGGGACCUCGCCAACACGCUGGGCCACAACUCGGCGCGGCGGCUGUCGCAGCUGUACGACAGCCCUCAGGACGUGGACGUGUUCGUAGGCGGCCUGCUGGAGCCUCCAGUGACCGGCAGCCUGCUGGGGCCCACGUUCCGCUGCCUGGUGGCCGAGCAGUUCCACCGCUGGAAGCGCGGAGACCGCUUCUACUACGAGAUGGGACAGCUGCCGCACUCCUUCAGCCCAGCCCAAUUGAAGCAGAUACGAAAAGCAUCACUUUCUCGGAUGUUAUGCGACAAUGGUGACAAUAUCACUAUGGUUCAACCUGAUGCUUUCCGCCUUGUUUCUGAAAAGAACCCACUGAAACCAUGUGAUAGUCCAGCAAUUCCAAAGCUAGAUCUUGGCCCAUGGAAACAGUGAUUCAUUAUCACAAGAAAUUUAUUAUAUUACUUUCAUAUGAAAAUUUGUCACCAAAGGAAAUCUUGUGAUUUACCUAACAGCUCUAUGUCAAUUAAAAAUGUUCACAUUUUCAUCUUCUUAGGUAAUAAGCAGCAUAUGUUGGUACAGAAAUCGUAAUAAUUUGGGAAAAGAAUACAAUUUUGUAUUGUGGUUGUGAGGCAUAUUUAAUUCAGUUUUAAGAAAAGAAAAAUGCCAGAUUGUUUUCAUGUAAUAAAGGCCAAGGCCUUUAAUCAUGCUGACAUACUAGACUGCACCUACAGAAAUAAGUUUUUAACUUAGUAGUGAGCCACAAGUGCAGCCCUUUACACUAACUUUCAUUCCCGCAGAACUUCUCUGAAGUGAUGAAACAGCUAUUCAUCAGCAUUUCAGAAGAGUUUUUUAGAUCAUAACCAUUUUGUUUACUGCAAAGUGAGGAUGGGUGUAACCAUGCAUAUCAUUUAAAAAUGGAUUUAUGGAUUCAUUCCACAUUACAGAUAAUAUCUCUGUAGUGGACUUCUUUUGUGAUAAGCCCUGGUAACAGCCGUGCCUUCUCCUCUUAGGAUGCUAGCAAGCGCCCUUGAAAGGCCUUUAGCUCUGCAAGUGCAUCUUCCAGUUUCUGUAUCACCUUUGUAAUUUUUGUGUUGGAGUACUAUGGUGUUUGUUUUCUGGGCUGCAUUUUUACAUCAUAUGAUUGAAAGCAAAUAGAAGAAGAGGUACACUUCUAGGUUUUUCACACAAAUCUCCAACUCAGUGUUCCAUAAAUUGAUAACAAAAGCGAAGUUACCUUUCUUCCCACGAUUUUCAUGUAAUUGUUCUGCACACCUCUGUACUACAUUUCCCUUACUAAAUUUGACACUUUGAGUCAUAGCGAAAUAUUUUUGAAUUUUUUUCAUCCCAUCAAUCAGACUCAGUUUACAGGAACAUGCAUACUAUAUAUGACAUUUAAUGCCAUAUUUAAAAGAAAAUUGUACAGAUAUCUAAUCGUAACUUUUGCUUGUUAGUGCAAACUUUUUCAGCAUGAAAGAGUAUAAGGAUCCAUCAUCUAAGCAAUAUAUGUAACAAAAGGUGCUACAUGAUGCAAGAUGAAAAUUUAAGCUGUGCAUGUUCUUGACAGUGAAAUAGGUGUUGCUCUAAAUUUUAAACAUUGCCUUGAUUUGUGUCAGAAGAACCCACAGAACUGAUUAUUUAGGUGUUUGUUGCAUUUUUAUUGAUUUCUUUCAAAGGAGCUAGGGUAACCAGAAAAAGUAAUCUGCACCCAGCACAUAAACCGCCAAUUUGCACUUUGUGCCAAGCACCUACAAAAACAGAAGUUAACCUAUGUUUCACUAAUUAUUAUAACCCUCUUCUCAAAAGAGUUGUAAGUGGUGCCCACGUGGACCUGAAAUUGCUUCAUCUCUCAUUUUUAAACAAACAAACUGACAACAUAGCAUAACAUACAUUUCAUCCACCUAUGAUGCUACAAACACAGUACUGCUACUAUUAGAUAUGCAAGAUUGGCAGUGGCUGGACACAAAACACUAAUGUUCUGAAGCUUUGUUUUGAAGCCUUAUAGCUUAUACAACUUAAUAAGUAGGACUCUCAGUGAUCAAGAUAAGUUUCGAAAAUAGUAUGUGCAUGUGGGUUCCACAUUUGUAAUGCAUAUCCUUUAUAUAUAAAUGCCUGUCUUCCAAAGACUGCACAAUCAACUGUACUGUGAAACUAAAAUAAUGAUGGAAAAAGUAUUAUAGAUAAACAUCACAACUGACAGUCAUAUCAUUUGACAUUUUUGCCAGUUCUCAGGAAAUAAAUGCAGAUAGGUUAUUUUGUAGCUGUACUAUGUACUAGAUAUGUCAUGAAUAUUAAGUUGAUACUAAGAGGCAACACUUUGUACUUGUCACUGUUCAUAGCUAUGGAACAAUUAAUCAUUAACUUAUUGAAAUAAAUUUAUGUGAUAUUUGUGAUUUUUAAACUAAGUUUUUAUGUAUGUUCAAUUCUUGAACAACCAGAUGUCAGAUCUUUGUAUCUGUUAGAGUAAUGAAUCAAUAUGUUUGUAGUUAUUUAUUUUUAUUUAAGACUGGGUUCUAAAGAGGCUACU
This is a messenger RNA of Schistocerca cancellata (South American locust), 4161 nucleotides long. Its product is annotated as peroxidase-like. Bases 30 to 2069 code for a protein of 679 amino acids. Gene Ontology annotation, molecular function: heme binding; peroxidase activity. The record is from RefSeq and is a predicted model, not a curated record. NCBI's taxonomy places the organism in Eukaryota, Metazoa, Arthropoda, Insecta, Orthoptera, Acrididae. Gene Ontology annotation, biological process: response to oxidative stress. The transcript is spliced from 13 exons.